AUGGCCAAUGUGUUGGUUUGCCGUGGCGCAGGUAUAGCUGCGCGGGACGCGAGCCACCUGUACGAUGUGCUAGGUAAGAUAGGUCGUGAGGCUUGGGAUGUUCAAUAUGUGGACGAAGCAACUCUUGCUUCUGCGCCUUGGAUUGCCUCGACGCGCCUACUUGUAGUGCCGGCCGUGGACAGCGAGGUGUGGGCAUCGGCUUGGCGCACACCGUCACCGCAGGGUUCGUCGCCCCUGGCUCGUAUCCAGCACUAUGUGCAGGAAGGUGGUAUCCUCUGGAUAUGUGGCGCGGACACAGCGUUGAGGGAAGAGGUAUGCGCGGGAUCCUCCUCAUCGCGCCGUACGUUAGGACAGACCGCCGACGGUGUGGAUAUACUCGCAUGGCAGGUGAAGAACGGGCAUGUGAUGGUGGCGCCAAGUGCCAUCGAAGUACAGCGUGUACGUACCUGGCUGGCUGCGCUACCGAUGCAGCUCCCUUCCAUGCCCGAAGGCGUGCCGACUGUCACGCCGAUGCUUGUUGCGUCGACGAGCGCACCGCUUCUUGAGGCUUGGCGAACGUCGCUUCAGGCCUCUGCACAUCCGUCCACAACAGAUACGCCGCUGGUGGUACAUGAUACAAAGUACACCCUUGCCGUGUAUACCCCAUCGUCUCUGGAUCACGUCCAAACAUGGCUGUCAUCGCUGCCGCCCAAGGACAACCAUACCGAUUUCUUGGUGGUACCUGUAAGGCUUUUGGAGGAUGCUUCGCAGUAUGCACCUGCGUUUGUAUUUCCGACCUACUACGAUGCGUUGCAACGCGCUCGUGGUCUCUCCAGCGCGUUGCCAUGGCCUUCGCCGCGUUCGUUUACAACGCGCAUUGGCGACGUGGUAGCGUACGGCCGUGUGGUGGACAGUACACAGACACUGCUGGAAUCCAAUCAUGCCCUUCUGCAGGCGUGUCGCGAGGGUACUACUUUUAUCGCGACGCAGCAAGUGCAAGGUCGUGGACGUGGGGGCAACGUAUGGAUUUCGCCGCAAGGCUGCCUGCAAUUCUCGACGGUGGUGCGUCUGCCCAUGCACAUUGGCUCCAAAGCUGUGUUUUUGCAGUACUUAGCCGCCCUGGCCAUUGUGUACGGUCUUAGCGAGGCGUACCCAGCCGUUCGUGGCCGGGUUCGCAUCAAGUGGCCGAACGAUGUGUACGCGCAAGUCGACACGCCGCAGCGUGGCUCGAUGGAUGUACAGGAAGACGGGCAGGUGAAACACUUUGUCAAGAUGGGCGGUAUCCUUGUGACAGCUGUCUGUCUAGGCGACACGUUCCAUGCCAUUGUCGGAUGCGGUGUCAACUGCCUGAACGACCAGCCCACCACGAGUGUUCAUGCCUUGGCCGGUACGGAUACGGUGACCCAAGAAGCAUGUGCCGGUGCCAUUGUUGGGGCGCUGGAAUCGGCCUUGCGUACAUUUAUCGAUGCCUCGUACUCCUUUGCGCCGUUUGCCGAUGCCUACCGCGCUGCCUGGCUGCAUUCGGAUCAGGUGAUUCGUUUGGCGAGUCAUGGCACAGAGCCGAUGCGUAUCGUGGGCAUUACGAGUCAUACCGGCUUGCUGCGCACUGUGCCUACUUCGUCCUGGAUCCGUUCACGCGACGAGGCGGCCUGGCAUGGCGCACAUGUCGCUGGCGCUGUGGAUGUGCAGCCGGAUGGCAACUCGUUCGACAUGCUGGCUGGGCUCGUCCAGCCCAAAUCUCAUCCCUAG
Molecule: messenger RNA, 1728 nt
Organism: Malassezia pachydermatis
Lineage: Eukaryota; Fungi; Basidiomycota; Malasseziomycetes; Malasseziales; Malasseziaceae
Product: bpl1-biotin holocarboxylase synthetase
Exons: 1
Coding region: 1-1728 (575 amino acids)
Biological process (GO): protein modification process
Cellular component (GO): cytoplasm
Molecular function (GO): biotin--[biotin carboxyl-carrier protein] ligase activity
Source: RefSeq, a predicted model, not a curated record